UAUAGCUGACUUCUAUGCAGUGUCAGGACCUUCUGGUGCAGGGCCUGAGUUUGGGGAUGAUCCUGGGUGGGGUUAUGCACUUUAUUUGCCUCAUGAAGUCUCAUGAUGCCUAUGGCCGUUAUGUGGACACCUCUACCAGUGCUGUGAUGGUGCCCGCGAGGCUUGCCUGGUUCCUCCAGGAGCUGCCUGCUCUGCUGUUGCCCCUGCUUUUGUUGUUGACCACAGAUGGGAACCACAGCAUCGGGAAGCACUUGAUGCUCUGGACAUUCUGCCUGCACUACUUUCAAAGGACCUGCAUCUACUCUCUGUUGACCAAAGGACGUCCAUUUCCAUUCAACAUUAUGCUGUCUGGGAUGGUGUUUUGCUCUAUUAAUGGCUUCCUGCAGGCACACUAUCUGCUGCACUGUGCUACAUAUCAAAACACAUGGAUCUCUGAUGGUCGCUUAUUAGCUGGUAAAACUCAAUUACUGAAUGAUCUCCCUCUGUUUGUUCAUUAGGACUUUCUUCUGAAGAACACAAAAGGAGAGGUCUCAGUCACUGUUCCUGCAGGUGGCUUAUUUGAGUAUGUGUCUGCAGCAAAUUUCUUUGGAGAAAUUGUAGAGUGGUUGAGCUACGCUCUUGCUACCUGGUCUUUACCCACAUGUUCUUUUGCUUUUUUCACCAUUUGCUUCAUAGGCCCUAGAGCCUAUCACAGGUCAAAUCACAGGUUCUAUAAUGAGACGUUCAAAGAUUUCCCCAGAUCAAGAAGAUCUCUCAUACCCUUCAUCUUCUGAAGAGCCACAGCAGAUAAAUGGCAUUUAACUUCACGUUUUGACAGAUUACAACUAAGGAAAUAAUUAAACUCCUCAAUUCCUGCCCUGUACACCUAUACUUUUGGUUUGUUUUUAUUGUCUGAUUUUCAUACAGUAGAAAAGAUAUGACUAUUUACAGUAUGUCUCGAAACUGUUACCAGAUUGUUUGUAAAAGUUUUUGACCUUCCCAUGUGCCCAAGACCUAAAGGGUUAGUUUUCUCAAAAAUGUAUAUUCUUCAAAACCUGUAUGUCUUUCUCUCUUCCGUAAAACACAAAAGGAAAUGUUGUGCAGAAUUAUCAGUCUCAGUCACCAUUCAAUGCAAUGUGUUCCAUGGAAAGUUAGCCAUACAGGGUUGCAAUGACAUUAGGGUGAGUAAAUAAUGACAAUUGUUUAUUUUUUUGGUGGAAAAACAAAAGGCUACUUUAUUGCACUCUGUUUUUUAUUUUAUUUUAAUGGUCCACAGAAAAACUGUACAAUACCACACUAGUAUGAUUUUUGUCAAAGGGAAUAGAGACUAUAAUGA
This is a messenger RNA of Xyrauchen texanus (razorback sucker), 1315 nucleotides long. RefSeq names its product steroid-5-alpha-reductase, alpha polypeptide 2b (gene srd5a2b). Gene Ontology annotation, molecular function: 3-oxo-5-alpha-steroid 4-dehydrogenase activity. The transcript has 5 exons. NCBI's taxonomy places the organism in Eukaryota, Metazoa, Chordata, Actinopteri, Cypriniformes, Catostomidae. Gene Ontology annotation, biological process: steroid biosynthetic process. The record is from RefSeq and is a predicted model, not a curated record.